AUGCUGUCCAAGAUUGCCAUCAGCUCCCUCCUCGCCGUUGCCCUCGUUCAGGCUCGUCCAAUGGAGAUUGUACCUCAUCCAAUGCUCGAGCGUUCAACAACCGAGCUCAGCUUGACAGCUCAGUUGAGACUCGCAGAUACCGCUGCCGACCGCUAUCAACUUCUGCCGAAGGAUGAAGACUUUGUCUUUGAUUUCAACAAGAACCCUGAUCUCCCUAUUGCCAACCACAUAAGCUUUCCGGCUCUUGUUGGCUCUGGUGCAUCCUUCAGUCUUUCGCAAUUGCCUGCAUGCAGCAUGAGCUUUGUCCACCUUCAUCCUCGUGCAACCGAGCUCUUCGCCAUCACUUCAGGCCGUGUGCUCUCCGAAAUGGUUCCUGAAGGAGGUGUCCUUGACUCCAAAGUCAACCAGCGAGUUAUCCGCGCAGAAAUCAGCCAGGGCAUGUUGACCAUCUAUCCGGCCGGUUCAUUCCACACGCAAGUGAACCCGGACUGCGAACCUGCCAAUUUUACGGCAGCUUUCACGUCAGAGGACUCUGGGAUCUCUUUGGUCGCGGACCAGACCUUUGCGUUUAGCGAUGAUGUUAUCGCGGCGACGUUUGGGCAGAGUAUUGCCGGUGAAGAUAUUGAUAAAGUGAGACAUGCCAUCCCUGGGAACAUGUUGAUCAAGGUCGAGGAGUGCUUGACCAAGUGUGGUAAGCAGAAGCGUCAAGUGUGA
Molecule: messenger RNA, 714 nt
Organism: Penicillium daleae
Lineage: Eukaryota; Fungi; Ascomycota; Eurotiomycetes; Eurotiales; Aspergillaceae
Product: germin family protein
Exons: 3
Coding region: 1-714 (237 amino acids)
Cellular component (GO): cell wall
Molecular function (GO): manganese ion binding
Source: RefSeq, a predicted model, not a curated record